Messenger RNA from Cuscuta campestris, 1400 nucleotides. NCBI's taxonomy places the organism in Eukaryota, Viridiplantae, Streptophyta, Magnoliopsida, Solanales, Convolvulaceae. The record is from the annotation of a GenBank genome assembly.
AAAUGUUAUUUUAUUUUAUCAAUAUUGAACAUGCAAGUUGAAAAUAAUGAAAAAAAAUAACUUGGGCUAACACAAGGAAGUACUCCUCCCUAAAAAACACACACACACACUCAAACCCCAAGCCACAUUAAACACACUCUCACCUUCUUCCCCUUCUCUCCGUCGCCUACUCAAUAAAUACCUUUCCCGUCCGUCACCAUUCCCAAAACUAAACCCCUUUUUUUCUAAUCUCUGAAUCCCUCAAUUAGAUUUCAAUGUCCGCCGGGAUUUUCUCGCCGCCGUUCUUCCCCACUGGCGGCAGUCCGCUCCCCACCUCCGCCACCGUCUUCCAGCCACAACAACCGGCGGAUUCGCCGCCAAUCUCCACUCCCUCUAACUCGUCGUCGAUCGUCAUUGUUGUGAUUGUUAUUGCCUCCGCCGUCAUCGUCUCCGCCUCGAUCUACCUCCUCCUCCGCCUCAUGUCUCGCGGAUGCAACCGCACGCACGACGCGGCGGAGGACGUCAUCUCUAGCUCCGCCGCCUCCGCCGCCGCUGCCGCGGCGAGGCGGCCGUCUCUGGAGGCCGUGGAAGCGCUCCCGCUUUUCACGUUCGGUUCCGUCACGGGGAACCUGACCGGCGCGGAUUGCGCGGUCUGUUUGUCGAAAUUCGUGGCGCACGAUCGGCUACGGCUCUUGCCUUUGUGUUGCCACGCGUUUCACGCGCAGUGCAUCGACGCGUGGCUCUCCGCGAACCAGUCCUGUCCUCUCUGCCGCUCGCCGGUGUAUCCGACGGAGGCCGAUGUCCUGAGGAAAAUCCUCUCCGUCUCCAACGACCGCGGCAAUGCAAACAGCGGCAGUUUCCGCGUGGAGAUUGGAAGCAUAAGCCGCCGCCGCGGCGGAGACCCCGCUUCCGCCGCCGGAAACAGUCAGAGGUCGUACUCCGUAGGCUCCUCGCUUGAAUACGUUGUCGACGACGGCCGCGAAGUCUCUGUCCAGUCAAUUCACCGCAGAGGAGCUUCGGAGUGCACCGAUAAGGAAUCGAUCGGCGCUCCGGUGCCGGAAUCCCCGGGAGACAAUUUGGCGCGAGAGGUAUCCAGGGGGAGGAGUUGGCUGAGAGAGUACGUCGAUCGAAUUGCUUCCUUUUCCGUUUCUUCUAGAACGAUCUCCGGGAGGUUCUUCGGCGGGAGUAGCCGGAGGAGCGACGUCGUGGUUCCGAUCGACGACGACCUAGAAGCCGGCCGGGUCGGCGAGGAGAUCAGCGAGUUGUUCCGAUGGCUCUCAGCCGUAUGACGAAGCGCGACAUUGCUGUAAAUUCAGUAACUCUAUAAGGGCAAACUAGUCAUUUCAUAGAUACAUAAAACACCAAAUUUUGCUAUUCAUCCACCUGUUUUACUGGAAUGUGGAUAAACUGAAUUCAUUGAG